AUGAGAAGGGUUGACCCAGACCCGCUGGCCCUUAACCGACCCAUUCAUCUUUGAAGCGGCAACAACUUCUCCUCAAUAUUCCCUGUUUAGGCGUGUACCAAAAUUCUCAAAGUUUCUUCCUUGAUUGAUUCUUGAAAAGGGUGUUGUUUUAGUCAUUUUGGAUCAGUAAUGGCGACGUUGGUACGGUCAGUUGCUCGUAGUUUGAGGAGAAAGAAUUUGUCUUCAAUGUAUUCCCCUGCCUCCACAUUGCAGUCCCAUGCCACCAGUUUUGGUUUUAAGGACAUAGCAGAAGAAGAUAAGAGCAAGAUGGUUGGGAAUGUAUUUACAAGUGUUGCUUCAAACUAUGAUCUCAUGAAUGAUCUAAUGAGUGGUGGACUUCAUCGUUUGUGGAAGGACAGAUUGGUUUCAAAGUUGAAUCCUUUUCCAGGAAUGAAGCAUCUUGAUGUCGCUGGUGGAACAGGGGAUGUUGCUUUCAGGAUCCUUGAAAAUAUAAAAAAUGUCAAGCGCAGAGCUAUACAAGAUGCUCUUGAUGAUGACCUGAUUGAAGAUACUAGAAUUUAUGUAUGUGACAUCAAUCCAAACAUGUUGGGUGUUGGUAAGAAGAGGGCUGAAGAAAGAGGUUUUGGACGGGAUAAGUCUCUCGUUUGGGUGGAGGGAGAUGCAGAAGCGUUGAGCUUUGAAGAUAACUCAAUGGAUGGUUAUACAAUUGCUUUUGGUAUCAGGAAUGUUACACACAUAGAGAAAGUUCUUGCUGAAGCAUAUAGGGUGCUUAAAAAGGGAGGAAGGUUUCUUUGCCUUGAACUAAGCCACGUUGAUAUCCCGGUUUAUAAGGACCUGUAUGAUGUCUACUCAUUCUCAGUCAUCCCAGCAGUUGGUGAGCUUGUGACAGGUGAUCGAGAGUCUUAUCAGUAUUUGGUUGAGAGCGUCCGCCGUUUCCCUCCACAGGAGCAAUUUGCCAAAAUGAUUGCAGAAGCUGGAUUUCAAAAGGUAGAAUACGAGAACCUUGUUGGUGGAGUUGUCGCAAUCCAUUCAGGGUUGAAGUUCUAGAGUCGUUCUCAAAGUUAAUGUGGGACUGACUUGGUUUUGGCCUUUAUGGUACCUGGAAGAUCUCACAAUAAGAAAUAGUUUUAUGGUUCACACUUGAUAGGUCUUAGCCACAUAGAUGCAAAUUGAGAAAGAUGUAUUCAAUGUAUUUUAACAUGUUUCUGGGGAUGGCUAUGCUUUUCAUAAGCAGCUGCAGCAUGGCCUUUCUCAUGAACUGUUUUGAAGAAUAUAGUAGCUUACAGCUAUAUUACUAUCAUUUGCAAGUUUGUGACUUCAUAGGAGUUAUUUUCUUCUAGCUUCAUUAAGUAGAUCUGAAGCUCAGUUGUGAAUAAGUUUGAUUGUUUUAGUCAACAAUAAUCGGUGUUGUAGCUUGAUUACUGAAGUAUCAACACAAUUUUG
Lycium ferocissimum is the source of this 1443-nucleotide messenger RNA. Its product is annotated as 2-methoxy-6-polyprenyl-1,4-benzoquinol methylase, mitochondrial. Gene Ontology annotation, cellular component: mitochondrion. The coding region runs from base 169 to 1047 and encodes 292 amino acids. Gene Ontology annotation, biological process: ubiquinone biosynthetic process. Gene Ontology annotation, molecular function: S-adenosylmethionine-dependent methyltransferase activity. The record is from RefSeq and is a predicted model, not a curated record. NCBI's taxonomy places the organism in Eukaryota, Viridiplantae, Streptophyta, Magnoliopsida, Solanales, Solanaceae. The transcript is spliced from 8 exons.